This is a messenger RNA of Bursaphelenchus okinawaensis, 3369 nucleotides long. Lineage: Eukaryota; Metazoa; Nematoda; Chromadorea; Rhabditida; Aphelenchoididae. The record is from the annotation of a GenBank genome assembly.
AUGGUACAAGUCAAAAGAGGCCGCAAGCCUAAGGCCGUGAAAGGUAACAUGUUAUAACAUUGUUUUUAUCCUUUUUUAGAUAAUAUAAAACGAACUGCACUAGCAGCCAGCCAUAUAAAUGAUGUAGACGAGAUGGCAGCGAAGAAACCGUGCACAUCUAAUGAUCUAUCUUAUUAUGAGGAGGAAAUAUUAUCCAAAAUCACGGAAAAGUAUUCUUUGCCCAACCAGUCGAAAAGGGCGCUUUUUUUAGACGAGACAGAUGGAAAAUAUGUAAUUUUAAGAGAGGAUCAUGACGAAAAUGAUGUGAUAACAGAGAUUUGCAUUGCCAUAAAUGAAGGAGAGGUACCUAAAAAUGCAGGUAAAAUAAUUGAAAUCGACACGGAUCGUAUCACCGAAGAAGAUGAAGAUUCAGACUCUUGUGAACGAGAUGAAGAACAGGAAGAUGCAUUGUUAAAGGAGUUGGCCAGUUCAGAAUUUAAAACCGAGGAUGAAGAUACACCUUUAUUAAAUGACAGUGGAUUGGUACUAUCCGAAAGUAACACUGAAAGCGUGGAGGAGGAGGUGGAAAGUAAGUUUUCUUGUUAUUUAAAUUAUUUGGUGUUUAGAAGUCGAGGUGCCAAUACCAGCCGAAGCACAGCUUGAACCAAUAGCUGAAAAGGUACAACCGAAAGCUACGUUACCUGACUUUAAACCUAUAAGUGAUUGUAAAUUAAGAUGUGAUGCUGAUUAUGUGUUGAUCAACGACAGACCAGACAAAUGUUUGUGUAAUUACACGGAAGAAGAGAUGAAACAAGGUAAAGCUUGUUCUUCUGAACAAUGCUUGAACAGAGCCAUGAGAUACGAAUGCCCUUUGAAGUGUCCAUCAGGAGAAUAUUGUCGUAAUAGGAGGUUUCAAAAUGUAAGUGUUGUCUUUGACAAUUGUUUGUACAAUUUGUUUAAUUUCCUUAUUAUACCACUUUAGAAAGAGUACGCUAAGAUUGAACCGUUCUUUGCUGGAGCUAAAGGAUGGGGUAUACGAGCGUUGGAGAACAUUCCAAGGUAAAACUAUUAUUUUUCAAUUUUAUUUGAAUGUAAGUUUUAAUUUAAAUGAUUAACCUUACAUUUACUUUUAUAAUAUUCCAUUUUCAGUGGUUCGUUUAUUAUCGAGUACGUCGGAGAAAUCAUCGACAGCCAUCAAUGUCGACGUCGAUCACGUAAAUACGCGAGUGAUCCAAACCACAAACAUCACUAUUUGAUGUCCUUAACGUCUGACACUUUUAUCGAUGCUACAAGAAAGGGUAAUAUAUCCCGUUUUGUCAACCACAGUUGUGACCCAAAUGCGGCGACAGACAAGUGGACCAUCAACAGGAGAACCAGGAUAGGAUUCUUCUCUAUCAAAGAGAUCACUGCUGGUCAGGAAAUUGUGUUUGAUUACAAUUUCGAGAGAUUUGGGUACGUUUUAUUUUUAUUAUUAGGUAUUUUUGAAACAGUAAUAGAAAUUAUAUUAGUUGUUGUUAAGGUUAAUUUUAUAGUAAGACCGCCCAGAAGUGUUACUGUGGAGCACAUAAUUGUCGUGGGUACAUUUCUGGCAAACAAGAUGCAGCAGACACAAUCAUUGAAGAAGAAGAGGAAGAUCUCAUCUCGGAGACGGAUUCAGAUGAAGAAGACAAAAGCAUUGAGUCCUCAGAUGAAGAAGAGGACGACGAUGACGACUUUGUUCAGCCUGCUCCACCCCCACUUUCCCUACCCAACAAGGUGUCCACGGUGGUCUCAAAGGCUAGACUGGCCGAACAGAAGGCCAUUGCCCUCGAGAAACGUAUUCUGUCACAGUUCGCCAAAUGGAUAGAGAACAAUCAGCUGUAUCAUAAUUUGGAGCACUUCAAGAGGUAAGUGAAGUUGUGAAAAUAAUUCUUUUAUACGUUUUUGUAUGUCAAUACAGGUUAAUUUACCAUGUAACGUUUUUUUAGGAGGCUGACAGAAUUGAACUUCCCAGGAUCUGCCAAACAAUGUAUAAAGUUUAUAAACGACUUUGACGACAACACUAUGAAGAAGUUUAGUGAGAGAAACGCUAUGGAUGCCAUCUGGUAUCUGAGUACGACCUAUUUCGAGAACCGUAUCAAUGCCAGCCAGUUCAGUGUUGUCUUGAUGGUCACGAACAUCUUACUGAGGGUAACAUUGAAGAGUCAACAACAAGUUAAGGAGUGCACAAGGAAGUUGUUCACAGAGUUCUUGAAGGUUGUUGAUGUAAGUUCAGAACACAGCGGUAGAUAAGGUUAAAUAGAAAUGAUAAGAAAUGUUAGGUUAAAAAGAAUUGUUCCACAGAAGAUGUAAUCUUUUCAGAAGUUCUGCUCUGUUAGCGAAGAAAACGUUCAACAAGAUGACGAUGACAUUGCUGACAUUAUUAAUAUUGUUGUAUCGCGGGUAGAUCAGGUCGACCCGGAUACCUUAAACAUGGCUGCUCAAAUCAAAGGAAACAUUUACAGGUUAUACGAGGAUUGGAGUUACCUUCCUAAGGAGGAGUACAGGAUACCCAAGAAGUUGUGCGUUUCAUCUUUUUUCUCGAAAGUUUAAAUUUAAAUUUUUUACGUUUCAAUGAUUUUUUAAAAUUAAAAAAGUUUUGAAUAUACAUGGGAAAUGGGCCGGGCCGGCCCUGAGCAAAAUUUCGAUGGGCCUAACAUUCAGGCCCGGCCCGUUUCUCAUGUCUAGGUUUGAAAAUUUAAUUUAAUUUGCCUUUUGUAUUAAAACGUGGUUUAAUUGUUAGUCAAUGUUUUAGAAAGCCAGUUAUAAAACAAGAAAGACGAUCGAAAUGGGAACCUGCACCACAAGUACCAGCGGAACCACCCCAGCAUGACCCCAUCAUAUUGGCCAACUCGAGUUCAGAGUUGUUUGUCAAGAAGGAAAUGGACGAUCGGAAGUCGGGAAUGAGUAUAUCCUUCCCCGCCAUUCCUGGAGCCACAACUGUCGUCCAUCUGGGGAGCGGUACUGACCAAAGUAAGGUUUGAGUACAUAUUCAUUUCAUUUACAAUAUUUUUGUGUCUAUGACAUGUUUUCUUUGUUUCAGCAUUCAUUAGUCCAAUGCCCAUGUACAGUAUGUAUCCGCCCCAUCCCACAUACUCCUUCAUGCACCCUACUCUGUCAGGAUUGCCCGUCCCUCAGUAUAUACCUCCACCAGCUCCUCCAAUACUACCAAACAUGCCCCCGUUCAUAUCGUCGUUACCUUCUACUGUGAAUCAGACCGACAUCAAGCCUCCUCAACUGAUUAUACCCCUCACUCUCAAAUUGACGAAACCACCUUUGAACUCAGUAAAUGCUCGACAUCUUCACAAACCGAUGACGCGCCAUCGUUACCUAAAGAUUGCCCGGAAGUCGAUAAUCUGUACGAUCUCAUAG